AUGCACAGCAAAGAACAAAUCAGUCAUGACGAAUACCAGAAGACAGCUGAUUGGCUGAGGUCUCAGACUAGGCACCGCCCCCAGGUGGCGAUCAUCUGCGGGACCGGACUGGGCAUGCUCGCUGACGCGCUCAAGUGUCAGGACUCCUUCGCUUAUUCUGACAUACCAGGCUUCCCACUGAGCACAGUCCACAAAGCUGAGCAGACUGCGGAUCAAAGAACUGAUCGAAAAGAGCCGACAAAGAUCACGACGUUUCCAGUUCGAGUCUUCAAGCUGUUGGGGGUGAAGACUCUGAUCGUGACAAACGCUGCCGGCGCAUUGGCCGACGGCCUCCAGCCCGGUGACAUCAUGAUCAUCAAAGACCACGUCAACUUCCCCGGAUUGGUCGGUCUGAACCCGCUGACCGGACCCAACGAUGACAAGUUCGGGCCUCGUUUCCCGGCCAUGUCAGCCUGCUACGACAAAGACCUGCGUUGCCUCGCGAUGGACAUCGCCAAGCAGCUGGGCGUGUCCGGCCUGAUGCAGGAGGGCGUGUACGCCAUGGUGGGGGGGCCAAACUUUGAAUCCAUCGCUGAGGCCAAACUGCUACAUCGACUCGGAGUGGACGCUGUCGGUAUGAGUACGGCUCCUGAGGUCGUUGUGGCGACUCACUGCGGUCUGAGAGUGUUCGGCCUCUCUCUGAUCACAAACAAGGUGGUGAAGAGCUACGUGGACUCGGACAGUGUGAACCACGAGGACGUCCUCGAAGUCGGAAGGCUGCGCUCUCAAACUGUGCAGCAGUUAGUGACCGAAAUGAUCAGCAGGAUGGAUAUCAAUAAUAACACCACCAAUAAUGCUGUCUGA
Molecule: messenger RNA, 843 nt
Organism: Anarrhichthys ocellatus (wolf-eel)
Lineage: Eukaryota; Metazoa; Chordata; Actinopteri; Perciformes; Anarhichadidae
Gene: pnp4a
Product: purine nucleoside phosphorylase 4a
Exons: 7
Coding region: 1-843 (280 amino acids)
Biological process (GO): nucleoside metabolic process
Cellular component (GO): cytoplasm
Molecular function (GO): purine-nucleoside phosphorylase activity
Source: RefSeq, a predicted model, not a curated record